UUCCCUAGUUAAAACAUUCUUAUAGUGUAUGAAAACGUUAUAUUUAUUGUUUUCGCAUUAAUUCCAUUUAUUGUAAGCAAUUGGUGCAAAUAGUAAUAAAGGUAAAAGCAACUGAAGAAGUAAGAAAAAAUGGAAUCGCUAAUACCAAUAGUUAAUAAACUGCAAGAUGCAUUCACGCAAAUGGGUGUUCAUAUGCAAUUGGAUUUACCCCAAAUAGCAGUAGUUGGUGGACAGUCUGCUGGAAAAUCUUCUGUGUUAGAGAAUUUCGUAGGAAAGGACUUUCUUCCCAGAGGAUCCGGCAUUGUGACACGACGGCCGUUGAUUCUGCAACUUAUUAAUGGAACUGUGGAGUAUGGAGAAUUUCUUCAUCAAAAAGGUAAAAAAUUUACAAAUUUUGAAGAGAUUAGACAAGAAAUAGAAGCGGAAACCGAUAGGGUGACAGGCAAUAACAAAGGUAUUUCAAACAUUCCAAUAAAUCUUCGAGUGUACUCUCCACAUGUGCUCAAUCUCACACUCAUCGACUUACCUGGCUUAACAAAAGUACCCAUCGGUGAUCAACCUGCUGAUAUUGAAAAUCAAAUCAAAGGGAUGAUUUUCCAAUUCAUUCGCAAGGAAACAUGCUUGAUUCUUGCUGUUACACCAGCUAAUACGGAUUUAGCAAACUCCGAUGCACUAAAAUUAGCAAAAGAAGUCGAUCCACAAGGAGUGCGGACAAUUGGAGUUAUAACCAAGCUUGAUUUGAUGGAUGAGGGUACAGAUGCACGUGAUAUUUUGGAAAAUAAACUUUUACCAUUACGGCGCGGUUAUAUUGGUGUUGUUAAUCGUUCCCAAAAAGACAUCGAAGGUCGCAAAGAUAUAACUGCAGCAUUGGGAGCAGAACGAAAAUUUUUCCUAAGUCAUCCUAGCUACAGGCACAUCGCAGAUCGUCUAGGAACACCUUUCCUUCAAAAAACAUUAAAUCAACAAUUAACAAAUCAUAUACGGGAUACCCUUCCAGGCUUAAGAGAUCGUUUACAGAAACAACUAUUAACAUUAGAAAAAGAUGUUGAACAGUUUAAACAUUUUAGACCAGAUGAUCCCAGUAUUAAAACCAAAGCUAUGUUACAGAUGAUCCAGCAGUUACAAUCUGAUUUCGAAAGAACGAUAGAAGGCUCAGGUUCAGCAUUAGUAAACACAAACGAAUUGUCAGGAGGAGCAAAAAUUAAUAGAAUAUUCCAUGAGCGACUUCGAUUUGAGAUUGUCAAAAUGUCAUGCGAUGAAAAGGAGCUACGCAGAGAAAUUUCAUUUGCAAUUCGCAACAUUCACGGUAUUCGAGUAGGUCUGUUUACUCCUGACAUGGCCUUUGAAGCAAUUGUAAAGAAACAGAUAUCACAACUGAAAGAGCCUAUUCUUAAGUGUAUUGACUUAACGGUGCAGGAGUUAUCAAACGUAGUCAGGAUCUGCACCGACAAGAUGGCCCGCUAUCCACGCCUACGCGAUGAAACUGAACGAAUAAUAACUACACAUAUUAGGCAGUGCGAACAGCGAGCCAAAGAACAACUUCUACUUAUGAUAGAUUAUGAGCUCGCAUACAUGAAUACAAAUCAUGAAGAUUUUAUUGGAUUUGCCAAUGCACAGAGUAAAACAGAGAGUGCAGCAAAAACGGGUACACGAAGCCUUGGAAACCAAGUGAUACGAAAAGGUCAUAUGUGUAUUCAAAACCUUGGAAUAAUGAAAGGUGGUUCUCGUCCGUAUUGGUUUGUACUGACCUCAGAAAGUAUUUCGUGGUAUAAGGAUGAAGAUGAGAAAGAAAAGAAGUAUAUGCUGCCGUUGGAUGGUUUAAAACUAAGGGAUAUAGAACAAGGUUUUAUGUCCAGGAGACAUACAUUUGCUCUUUUCAACCCUGAAGGACGAAACGUUUAUAAGGACUAUAAGCAAUUAGAACUAUCGUGUGAAAGCACUGAUGAUGUCGAUUCAUGGAAAGCUUCGUUUCUGCGCGCUGGCGUUUAUCCAGAGAAAGAUACUCCAGCGAACGGUGAAGAUGCUGAAGGAGCAGAGGAAUCAAACGAAAUUGGACAAACAAGUUCAUUAGAUCCUCAACUCGAAAGGCAAGUUGAAACGAUCCGUAACUUAGUUGAUUCAUACAUGAGGAUUGUGACAAAGACAACUAGAGACAUGGUGCCCAAGGCUAUUAUGAUGUUGAUAAUCAAUAACUGUAAGGAUUUCAUUAACGGAGAAUUGCUUGCUCAUCUGUAUGCAACUGGCGAUCAGGCUUCAAUGAUGGAAGAAAGCCCUGAGGAAGCGCAAAAGCGAGAAGAAAUGCUGCGGAUGUAUCAUGCAUGUAAAGAAGCACUUCGAAUUAUAGGUGAUGUUUCAAUGGCCACAUUCACCACUCCUGUACCACCGCCUGUUAAAAAUGACUGGUUAUCAAGCGGUUUAGAUAACCCUCGGUUAUCACCUCCUAGCCCUGGUGGCCCUCGAAAAAAUCCACCUCUGCAACAGGGAUCACUGGGAUCGAUCGGUGCUCCUGCCUCCGCCGGACGGGGUCCACCACCAGCACCGACAAGUGCGAGACCUGCACCAGCUAUUCCAAAUAGGCCUGGAGGAGGUAGUGCACCUCCCUUGCCUCAAGGCAGACCUAGUGGACAAGCUUUACCCGCUCCUCUUAUUCCAUCGCGCCGCUAAGCAGUUGCUGAUUCUAGUAUGGAUUUACUGAUAGAUAUUAUUAUCCGCCCCUGAUACUCUUUAUGUAAUCAAUAUUUGGUACCAAAAUCGAGCACAUGCCCAAAAGUAUAAGAUAAUCAAACAAAUACAUAAAGUACGUCACAUGAGAUAAAAUUAAAUUACGCAUUUUAGCCCAAAUGUACAGUAAGAAUAAGUGUGUAAUAUAUAAAUCAUGUGUAAUAUAGAAUCGUAUUCAUGUAUAAUAUUCCAACUGGAAGAAAUGGCGCCAAUUAGUAGUAUUUAACAAUGUUAUAAAUCGUAAACGCAACGACAUUACAGUUUGAUUUACAUUAAACAGCAAAUCGGUGCAUUUACAGCGUUACGUAUCCAAAAUAAAUAUAU
Sabethes cyaneus is the source of this 3045-nucleotide messenger RNA. RefSeq names its product dynamin (gene shi). Gene Ontology annotation, molecular function: GTP binding; GTPase activity; microtubule binding. The record is from RefSeq and is a predicted model, not a curated record. The transcript has 15 exons. Gene Ontology annotation, cellular component: microtubule; cytoplasm; synapse. Gene Ontology annotation, biological process: receptor-mediated endocytosis. NCBI's taxonomy places the organism in Eukaryota, Metazoa, Arthropoda, Insecta, Diptera, Culicidae. The coding region runs from base 130 to 2664 and encodes 844 amino acids.